Messenger RNA from Amborella trichopoda, 468 nucleotides. RefSeq lists its product as uncharacterized. The record is from RefSeq and is a predicted model, not a curated record. Gene Ontology annotation, molecular function: nucleic acid binding; RNA-DNA hybrid ribonuclease activity. Lineage: Eukaryota; Viridiplantae; Streptophyta; Magnoliopsida; Amborellales; Amborellaceae.
AUGGGCCUCCAUGCACAAUCUAGGAAUGCUGAUUGUCGGGGUAUUAUCAGGAAUGACACAAGUGGAUUUAUUGCGUCAUUUGCAGCCCCAUUGGGUUUUAUUUCGAAUAACAUACUUGAAUUCCUCACACUUGAGAAAGGUAUUUCCCUAGCAAGGAAAUUAAACUGUGUAUCUCUUGUCAUUGAAAGCGACUCCAAGCAUCUUGUUAAUGCUAUGAGUAGUCAUUGCAGGCCCCUUUGGAGAUUAUGCAUAAUUUUGGUUAAAUGCAUAUAUGUGCUUGUAUCUUUGGAUGACCAUCGAUGGAUAAUCCAACACGCAUAUAAAGAAGUUAAUAUGAUUGCCGACUCCUUAGCCAAAGAAACGGUCUCUAUGAAUGUAGCAACCAUGUGGCGUACCUGUCCUCCAGAAUUUGUUACGCCUUUCAUUUUAUCUAAUGUUGCCAGUGUUUCCUUAACAAGAGUUGUAUGA